Lolium perenne is the source of this 1550-nucleotide messenger RNA. Its product is annotated as peroxidase 5. NCBI's taxonomy places the organism in Eukaryota, Viridiplantae, Streptophyta, Magnoliopsida, Poales, Poaceae. Gene Ontology annotation, biological process: response to oxidative stress; hydrogen peroxide catabolic process. Gene Ontology annotation, molecular function: heme binding; peroxidase activity. The record is from RefSeq and is a predicted model, not a curated record.
CCUCGGCUCCCACCAUUUUCUCCUCGCCAGGCUCCAGUCCUCAACCAAUAAGCAUAGCAUCCCAGAAGUUGGUAUCUGCUAUCUCUCGCAGCUAGCUCCAACCUGGAGGCUGCAGGAUUAAUUGGUGCUGAAGGAAGAGCUAGCUGAAUUGGGCGUCAGGUCAUCCAGGGAGGUGGGCAGGAUCAUGGAAGCUCAGACCAGAGCCAGAGGUGGCGCGCGAAUGCGGCUGCGGGACGUGCUGCUGUCCGUGGUGGUGGCGGUGGUGGCGAUGGCGGCGACAACAGCGCGGGCGCAGCUGGAGGUGGGGUUCUACGACACGCUGUGCCCGGCGGCGGAGAUCAUCGUGCAGGAGGAGGUGAGCAAGGGGGUGUCCGGCAGCCCCGGCACGGCGGCGGGGCUCCUCCGGCUGCACUUCCACGACUGCUUCGUCAGGGGUUGCGACGGGUCGGUGCUGCUAGACUCUUCGGCGGGCAACACGGCGGAGAAGGACGCGCCGCCCAACUCCAGCCUCCGGGGCUUCGAGGUGAUCGACGCCGCCAAGACGAGGCUGGAGCAGGCCUGCUACGGCGUCGUCUCCUGCGCCGACAUCCUCGCCUUCGCCGCACGAGACGCGCUCGCGCUGGCCGGAGGCAGCCAGUACCAGGUGCCGGCGGGGCGACGAGACGGUAACGUCUCCGUGGCGGGGGAGACCAACGGCAAUCUGCCUCCGCCGACGGCGAACGUGCAGCAGCUCAAUCAGAUCUUCGGCUCCAAGGGCCUCACCCAGGCACACAUGGUCGCGCUCUCAGGCGCGCACACGAUCGGCAUGGCGCAGUGCAGCUCCUUCGACGGCCGGCUCUACCCGUCAUCGCCGAGCGCGGGGCAGGACCCCACAAUGGACCCAAGCUACCUGGGCACGCUCACCACGCAGUGCCCGCAGUCGGCCACGCAGUCCGGCGCGGCUCAGCCGCUCGUCGCCAUGGACCCCGUCACGCCCAACUCCUUCGACACCAACUACUACGCCAACAUCGUCGCCAACCGCGGCCUGCUCACCUCCGACCAGGCGCUGCUCGCCGACCCGACCACCGCCGCGCAGGUCGUCGGGUACACCAACAACCCGGCCUCCUUCUUCACCGACUUCGCCGACGCCAUGGUCAGCAUGGGCAACAUCGAGGUGCUCACCGGCACCAGCGGAUCCAUCAGGACCAACUGCAGAGUCGUCGGCUGAGCAUCCUGCUCUUGCCGCUCCGUGUUGAUGUCGGUCAAACUCGUAAUUAAACUGAAAUGUGUGGCACAUGUAGUUAGGUAGGGUGUCUAUUUUGAACAUUCAGCUGGUCGAUCUGUACGUGCUAGCUAGCUUAGUUAGCUUAGCUCCACCCUCUUCUCUCUUCGCUCCUGCAUACUCAAUCAAUUUCUUCCUCCGCUUGUAUUCAUGUAGCCUUUGUAUGUAUUCAUCAUCUAGAUACUGGAUUAAGAACUGUAUGUAAUGAUUAGGUACAAAUGUACCAAUAGUAAUACUUAAUAAGAAAAAUUUAUACGGGCACGCCAUAGUGCACUAGUAAUCUCUAAAA